Messenger RNA from Aphis gossypii (cotton aphid), 6204 nucleotides. RefSeq lists its product as uncharacterized. Lineage: Eukaryota; Metazoa; Arthropoda; Insecta; Hemiptera; Aphididae. The transcript is spliced from 6 exons. The coding region runs from base 693 to 1829 and encodes 378 amino acids. The record is from RefSeq and is a predicted model, not a curated record.
GCGCGCAUUCACCGCAACGACAACAACACUGCGGCCUCGUCCUUCAGUGGGCCCGUCCGUAACAUUCUGGGUCGUCGUUUCGACUGGAAAUUUUUUUUUCAAACGCGUUUUUUUUUUCCUUUAAUAUUUUUCCCGGUCGUCAACCGCCGGCGUUGGUCUUUUACACAUUUCUGUUGGUCCGUUGCGCUUUCGCGCUUCGCGUUCCCCGGACAGACAGGCGUGCGUGACCAGCCCUACGGCGGCAGCAAAUCUCGUCUCGGGGGCCGGACAAAUACACACGGAAGAACCUGCAGCUGUACUACGUCGUUGUCGCCGUCGCACCGUCACGUCCUAGUAUUCAUAUCAAGCCUUCUGAACGUUCAUUAAAUAGGAAGACACAGAAAACGAUUGAGAAAAAUGAAUUCCAAUACAGCUUACUAUUAAUUGCUGUUCGCUGCAUGCAGCAACAACAACAGAAUUGUAAAACCCAAAGAAAACCAAAAAUGCUCCACUAAGCAUCUGUCCCCUCUUAAAGAAGAUGGGAUAUUCAACUACAUACUCAUCAGCUCAAUAAAUAACCCUUUUGGCUGUUUUGUACUUUUUUUUUAUUUAGUAUAACUUACAACUUAAAUUUUUUAUUCACACGCAAUAUAUUUUAAACUAUAAUACAUUUAAUUGAAAACUGAAAUUAUAAGUCAUAAAACAUCAAAAGUAUGUCCCACAGUCAUUUUUUAACCAAAGAAAACUUUCCUAGCUUUUGCAAGAAGUUGUCUGAACUUGAGUGGACAAUGGAUUCAACAUGUACAGAAAAACCUGAAACUUCGUCUCCUGCAUAUUCUUUUCUGCCAACGGCCCGAAAUGUACCCAAAAGUGAUUAUCAUCCUAAAGAAUCUUACCAGCGUUUCUUAAUUGAUUCUAAUGAAGACAAUACUUUAAUUGAAAAAUAUCUAAAACAAGAAUGUGACACUUAUAAGUUGUUUAGUGGUCCACCAAUUAAUCCAUUAUUUACUGAUGAAGGUCGUGGUUCUAGUAUUGAAGAUUCUCCAAAAUCUUUUUCAUAUUUUUCAAAAACGAGUUGCUCUUUCAUGGAUAAAAGUAUUUGGGCACAGGAUUCUGGUAAUGAUAGCUGGCCUGAUGCAUUUUUGCCACUGGAUAUUAAAGAAGAAACCACAUGGAAAGAAUUGAAUAAUGAAAUCAAAAAGGAGCCCAUGUCAUGGGCAGUAAUACAGCGUCCAGCCAAAGAAGAUAAAUUCAAACCCAUUAAUCAAUUGGUUGAUGCUGGUGCGGCAAUUUUUCCAGAUGGCUCACAAUUCGAAAUUGAUUUAUCGUAUGAAGCAUUUGACGCUGUUGAAGUAGAAGGGAAAUUAUACAUUGGCAAAGAUGAAUUUAGGCGUACAGAUGAUGGGUUGUUGUAUAAAGUCUGUAACCAAGAUAAAGGUACUCAAACGGACAAUUGGGAUGACAAUGAAACUGUUUUAGUAACACGUACUGCUAGGCGACAUUACCAUUUUCCAAUAUUCCAGAAUUGGCACACAUCUCAAUCAGGCGAUAAUCAAGAUUUGCUGAGUGAUUUUUUUAAUCCACAGCGUGCACGUGAAGUUAGAGGUGACGUGGAUGAUAGACCUCAAAUGGUAGAUAUGCUUCGUAACAUUAUGGGUAUGCAACAUAUAUGGGAUAAGCCAACUAUGUACAAUGAAAUUGAUGCUUAUCCAGAACAAAAUUUGUACAUACCAACAACAUGCAAUGAAUUGGCUGCUACCUACACAAUAUUGCAGUCAGAUAGUGGUUCAGAAAGUUCAGAUGAUAUAGACAAUAAUUGUGGUACUCUAUUCCGUAAUUCGAGAACUUGAGAGAGGCAUUAUUGAUUUAGGAAUUUGCAAGAUUAAAUCAACACUGUAAUAUUUUGUUUUGCUGUGCACCAUUUAUGUUUUUUGUCAAGACAUGUUAGGCUCAUUAAGGUUAGGUUAUACAUAUUUUUCUUUGGGACAAAAAACUAUAAUAUUUUACAUUUGUAUGACCAAUAACAUUUAAUUUGGUCAAUAAGUUAUUUGUUUAAAAUUGUAUUUAAAAACAAAAUAAAAAAAAAGAACAAAACGUCAAAAACCCUUAAAAAAAAUAUAUAUAUAUAUAUAUUAAAAAUAAACAUACCAUAAUAUAUAUUUAUAUCUAAUGGAUAGACCUAAGGCUCUAAGAUAUUACCAUAUGGGUUAUUUUCUUAGGUUAAAGAAAUUAUCCCACUUAAAUAAUUUGCUUUGAUUAAUGAUGUAUUUUUUUUUUUUUUGAUGUGUUCAAAACUGUCAAGACAUUUUAAGAAUUUUAUCAUUUUAUUAGCCCGAUAUUAGCAAUAUUUUAUAAUUAAUCAAUUUUAUUUUGAAGAAAAAAGAUAAUAAAAUACUAAAAUGGUGAACUACCCGAAAGUUGAAUCUAACAAAAUUAUUAUCAAGGUAUCAAGAGUUAGGUAAGGUGUCUAUGAGCAAAGUAGUACAUACUCUACUCAAAAGUGAGGAACUGGACAAAUUUCUCUGGAUUUUUUUUAUGUGCGAGUAUUUUGGUGAAUUCAAUGUAUUUUUAAGUUAUUUGACCUUUCAAGUUUUGUAACUUAUUUGAUCUAAAUCAUACCUUAAAUUAUUUUUAAUUGAUAAAUAUUGCGGGUUACAUAAUGUUUUUAAAAAAAUGUAUUUAUUCUCGAAAUUCAUAACUAAUCACCACUGUAUUAAAAUAAGUUUUCUUUUAAAUCCUGGUAAUAAGUUUGUCCAGUUCAGUUAGAAGAUAUCCAAAAGACGGGUCCUGAUUUUUUUUAAAUAUGGCGCCCGAAAAUUUACUUUACAUUCUUUUAUUUUUAUAUACAUAUAUACUUAUAUACUUAUAUUUGUAUGUAUGUAUGUAUUUUUUUAGUUUAAAGUGAAAUAAAAGUUAUUUUUUCUAAUAAUAAAACAGUCCGAAAACCGUUUUCGGCCCUGAUUUUUAAUAAAAAAGCGCCUAGAGUUUUAUUUAACACUAACCAAUUUUUUUUUUUUUUAAUAUUAUUUUUAUUUAUUACACGCAGUUAACCAAAGUGCCUUUUAGAAACAUGUAUAAAAUUUGAGUUUUUCAUUGUAUUUAGGGGUUAAUGACUGAAUCAAUCGCUCUUUUGUUUAUCGGUUAUUAGAAAACUGAAUUAAAGCCGAUAAAUGCACGAAUGAAAUAGUUAUCAAAAGAUGCGCACCCCUUUUUAAUUAUUAUUUAUGUAUGUAUAAAAAAGCAUGUACGCUAAGACCCAGAUAAUUUACAUAAAUAAUUUAUUUUUAUUACUUUUAUGUGUGUAUGUAUAUAACAUAUACAUACAUACAUGUAUACAUUUAUCAUUUUUUACGAGGCCAAAGGAAUAUUGUUUUUGUGCAUUUGUUUUGUUAAAGUUGUUAUUUAUUUUAAAAUAUUUUUUAAUACAUUUCGUAAGAGAUGGAGCACAAAAUUAUAAAAAAAAUUUGAUUUUGUUAUUUUAUAUUCUACCUUGAUUUGUCUUGACAGUUUAGAACAAAUAUUAUAUUAAUCAAGUUUGAAUGAAUCUAUAUAAUAUAUAAAAAAAUGUACCUAAGAGGUCUUAAGAUCUUUUUAGAUAAUUGAUAUUUACUAAUUUAUAUAUUUAAUAUAUAUAUACAAAAUGUAGGUUCAUAUUUUAGUUUGUGAAUUUAAUGAGUUUUAAUUUCAAAAAGAAUAAUGUUAAAUUUUGUUAGGGCAUUAAAAAGAGGUAAGACAAAAUAUAAUCACAAUUUAUAAAGAAAAAAUGCAUAAUAUGUUUGAUUUUUAAAUUUCAACUUGUAAGCUAUUGAAUUAUUUCACUUGAAUGACAUAAUUCAAGUAUUGAAAAGAUAGGAGCUACGUAAAUUAUAAUUUUAAAACUAAAACAUUUUUUUAUCAAAUGAAUUGUAUUAAUAUACCCCAGUCCCUCAGAAGCAUAGGUUCUUUUAGGUAGCUCUUGUAAAAACACUGAUUUCUAUGUGAAUAUAUAGAUUUAAUACUAUAUUUAAAAAAAUGAAAAAGUGAUUCAAUUUUGCUGUCCAAAUUGAAAAUAAAUAACAUUUUUUAAAUUUAUAUACUUAUUUAAAUUUAUAAAGACUUGUUUUUGGUUUACUCAAGGAAUAUCAUUUUAUGAAAAUAUGUUGAGUUACAUAAUUUUUUACUCUGAUCAGUGGAAUAUAAUUAUUUUAACUUUGUUCUAAUGUUGGAUGUAAAAUAGUAUAAUGUAACAUUUAUAAGUAUAAAAUUCUAAAAUGCAUUAUAUCUAUUUAGCAAUAGUUAUUAAAAUAUUUCAAUAAACAAGUCAUUCAUAGUUUCAAAGUCAAGGUUCAAAAUUUAUAUUAAAUAUCUAAAAUUUUUUGUUUUAUAUAUAAUUCUAAAAUAAUUUCAUUUUAGAAGGUAAAAUGUAUAGAGAAAAAACAUACUUUUAUGAAUAUUUUGCAUUCAAUUUUUUUUUUUUUGUUUUUUUGUUGUUUUUUUUUUAGUUUUUUUUUUUUUUUUUUAACAAAUAUUGUAAGUAUAAAGUUAAAUUCAUUUAGUAAAAUAAUUAAUUUUUAUUUUUAUUUGUUGUUUAUUAAUAAAUGUUAUCAUAUUGUAAAUUAUUUAUCAGUUGGCAAAUUUUGUCAAAAAUAGGAUUCAUACCAGUUCUUAUAGUAAAAAUAUUAAAUCACAAAAUUAAUUUUGUUUCAAAUAUAAUUUUUAAACAUGUAGAACACAGCAAAAGAUAACAAUAUUUUAUAAAUUUAAUUUUGCUUGGUCAAUUCCUAUUAUGUUUAUAAUUUCUAAAAUAUAAUUUUAUUUAAAAUGUUUUCUACAAGAAAUAAAAAUAAUAUAAAAAUUAAAUUGACUUCAUAUUAUAUUAUAAUUAAAAUAUUAUACUACAGUAAUGAAAAUAUAAUCUUUUUAUAAUAUAAAUUUGAUAUAUCCUGUAUAAAAUAUCUAGUCCAAAACAUAAAAUUAUAAUUAUAUUAUGUUUUAAUUUAAUUUCAUCAAAAAAAAAAAAUUUAAUAAAAAAAAACAAAUAAUAGAAACUAAUUUAAUAUUAUCUCCCCAAUUUUAAUAUUAUGAUAUGAUGUACAGUUGAAUUACAAAACUUGUAGGAGGUUUUAAUAUUAAAAUCAAACAAUUAAUUUUAAUUUUAGAAUAUAAAAUUUUAUUGUAAUUAUCUAACAACCUAAUUCUUGAAUAAAUUAUAGUAUAUAUUAUAUUAACACAUCUUCAAGUUUAACCACUCCUUGUCCACUUGAAUUAAAAUGUGAUCUACUAUGUCUUCGUCUGUUUUUUUAUUUGGUUAAUAUCAAUUUUUUUUUUCAUUAGAAAUUAAUAUUUCCUUUUCAUUAUGUAAUAAUUGUUAAAAAUUUAAAGUAAAAAUAUUAUAUUACAUAUAAAUCAUAUUUUUGGCGAAUUAGAUACAUUUUUUAUUUUUAAGUGUAUUUAAUAGUCAUAAAUAAAGAUUUUUUUCAUGGAAUAAUAAUAUUUUAAUAAGAAAUUGAUUAUUACAAUUUUAAUUUUAAGGUAGUAUGAAUUUAUAUGUUGUAAUCGAUUCUUACGAAUCUAAUUUAGUUAUUUUAAUUUUACACUCAAUAUUUAAUAUUUAUUUUUAAAUUUUCAAAGUAAAUCUUAUUAAUAUUAAUAUUGUAUGUAUAAAACAUUUAAUAUAAUAUAUUGUACUCUAUAUUAUGUAUAAUGUUUGUUGGUUAGACAAUGGAUACAAGAUAAUUGAAAAUGUUCGUCAAAAUAUUUUUGCGGUGUAAACAAAAAAAUGAUUUAAUAAAGUAACUUUGAACAGAGUAUUAUUAUUUAUGUUAAUGUUUAUUAUAAUUUAAUACUGAUAUUAUCAGUAAACCUUUUGAGUUAAGUUUGUGAUUAGUGUAUAAGUUAAUAGGAUAUUUGUACGGAUAAGGUCUAUAUAAAUUUACUAUGGAGUUGCUUACUAUGAUACUAUUAUAUAUUUCUUAGUUCUAGAAUAACUGCCCAAUAGUUGAAAUUGAAUGAUGAAAAGAUGUUAUUCUGUAGGCUGUAGAGGACACAUUUAAAAUCAUGUUGCGAUGUAUAGUUUAUAAUUUUGCAGGCAAGUAUCAUUUUGAUGUAAAUGUAAAAGUUUUUUUUUUUUUGUUAAAAUAUAUUAACAUUGGUUUAGCUUUAGCAUAAUAAUGAUGUCUUGUUUGUUUUGUCCUAUUGGUCAUUAAUAUUUUUUUGGAUAAAAUAUAUACUUUAUGAAUUAUAACA